CAGAGACAGACAGACACUGAUGCCUCACUCCGAGGCAAGAGUCGUAUCAGAGGACCAAAUUACACCUACGGAUUGUUUUACGCUGUCACCAGGAAGGAGAUAACGCAAGAAUCUACCGCAAACAUAAUCUUGACUCGAGGAUUGCCGUCAGAAGGGAUGGUGUUUAUAGAGGUCACGACAAGUUUUAUGAUCUUUUGUGGCAGGCACGGUGGAGUCGUGGGCUGCUAACUAUUUACCCGUACAAAAGCGUCUAACUUAUAGACUUCUAAGGUGCCUUACCGAAUAUCCACCGGCUCGCUGGCAUAUAUCUUCAGAGAACUGGUACGUUGUGCCUUGUAUUUUCUGAGCUUCUCUUUUGUGCGAGUAGUAGCCAUGUCGAAAGACAGUGUGAAGCUCUUGAACUUCUGGCCGAGUAUGUUUGGCUUGAGAGUCCACUAUGCGCUGGAUCUGAAAGGGGUGUCCUACGAUUACCAGGAGGAGAAUUUGUUCAACAAGAGCAAGGAGCUUCUCGAGGCAAAUCCAAUCUAUACGAAGAUUCCGGUUCUCAUCCACAACGGCAAGCCUAUCUGCGAGUCUCUUGUCAUCGUCGACUACAUUGACAGUGUGUGGCCCGGUUCUCACAAGCUCCUCCCGGAAGAUCCAUACGAAAAGGCUGUGGCUCGCUUCUGGGCAGACUUUGGUGACAGAAAGCUCUAUGACGCCGGGAGCCGACUCAUACGAGCUAUGGGGGAGGAGCACAAGAAAGCCGGCGAGGACUUCAAGUGGGCUCUGAUGAAAAUCGAUGAAGCUCUCGGCACCAUCGCUCCAGGCAAGCCUUUCUUUGGCGGCGAUGCUAUGAACUUUGCAGAUGUUGCUCUGGCUCCAUUCAUCUGCUGGUUCAAAGGCUACCAGAAAGUGGGAGGAUUCGUGCUUCCAGGCCCGGAAGAAUGGCCCAAUCUCUACAAGUGGGUGGACGCUGUAAAUUCCGUGGACGCGAUCAAGAUAUCCACUCCAAGCGAUGACAAGGUUACUGAAUCCGUUGAGCGUUACAGGAAGCAUUUUACCGGGGCUGCCUAAAACACGGACGGUUUUCAAGAUAUGUACUGUUUUCGAUUCAUCAUCUCGAUGCGUAAACAAUAAAAAGUACUUCAAAUAAA
Messenger RNA from Selaginella moellendorffii, 1136 nucleotides. Its product is annotated as glutathione S-transferase U19. Gene Ontology annotation, biological process: glutathione metabolic process. NCBI's taxonomy places the organism in Eukaryota, Viridiplantae, Streptophyta, Lycopodiopsida, Selaginellales, Selaginellaceae. The transcript has 3 exons. Bases 373 to 1056 code for a protein of 227 amino acids. Gene Ontology annotation, cellular component: cytoplasm. The record is from RefSeq and is a predicted model, not a curated record. Gene Ontology annotation, molecular function: glutathione transferase activity.